UCCCUCACCAAUUAUUGCACUCAGGCCUCUAGAAAGCGGGGUUGGAUCUUUCAAGAGGGAAGCUGUACUAUUGGAAGGCUCGAUCUAUCUUCUUCCUUCAACAGUCGGUAGAACGACAUGCGCAAGCAGCUCGACCCCCGCUUGCCCAUCCUCAUCAAUAACAAUGUCAAGAAGAACCACCGUUCAUUCGUAGUACUAGUUGGAGACAAGGGAAGGGACCAGGUCGUGAACCUGCACUUCCUGCUCUCCCAAGCCCGCGUGUCUGCGCGGCCUUCCGUCCUAUGGUGUUACAAGAAGGAACUGGGAUUUACGAGUCACCGCAAGAAGCGAGAGGCAAAGAUCAAGCGUGAUGUGAAGCGUGGUGUCCGAGAGCCCAACGAGCAAGACCCCUUCGAGAUUUUUAUCACCGAGUCGCACAAGAUCCUUGGUCAGACGUAUGGGAUGUGUGUACUGCAGGACUUCGAGGCGAUAACGCCGAACCUACUCGCACGGACGAUCGAGACGGUGGAGGGAGGCGGUUUGGUCGUGAUCUUGCUUAAGACGAUGAGUUCGCUGAGACAGUUGUAUACUAUGUCUAUGGACGUUCAUGCCCGGUACCGAACGUCUGCGCACGAUACCGUGGUUGCUCGCUUCAACGAACGCUUCAUCCUCUCUCUCGGUUCCUGCGACGACUGUCUUGUAUUGGAUGACGAGCUCAACGUCCUCCCUAUAUCCCGUGGCAAGGACAUCAAACCCAUCGAGGAGGAACGCGGGAAGGGCAAGGCCGAAGGCGAGCUGAAGGACCUCAAGGAUAGUCUCGCAGACACGAAGCCCGUUGGCGAACUGAUUAAGCUCUCGAAGACCCUCGACCAAGCGCAGGCGAUUCUCACAUUCGUCGAUGCGAUUGCGGAGAAGACGCUGAGCUCCACGGUCACCCUCACCGCGGCCCGUGGACGAGGCAAGUCUGCGGCUCUCGGUCUUGCGAUCGCCGCGGCGCUCGCGCAUGGGUACUCGAACAUCUUCGUGACGAGUCCCAGCCCGGAGAACUUGAAGACGCUGUUUGACUUCGUGUUCAAGGGCAUGGACGCGCUUGGUUAUGAAGAGCACCUUGACUAUGACAUCGCACAAAGUACGAAUCCGGACUUCAACAAGGCCAUCGUGCGAGUCAAUGUCUUCCGGCAACAUCGACAGACCAUCCAGUACAUCCAACCACAAGACGCUCAUGUACUCGGGCAAGCCGAGCUGGUCAUCAUCGAUGAAGCCGCCGCUAUCCCACUACCACUCGUACGCAACCUGAUCGGCCCAUACCUAGUCUUCAUGGCCUCCACCAUCAACGGCUACGAAGGCACGGGCCGGUCGCUGUCCCUCAAGCUCAUCCAGCAGCUGCGCGAGAGCACCCGACCCACCCUCUCAAAAGACGCGUCCGCAGACGACGCCGCCCCUACAGCAAGCUCGUCCAAGAAGCCCCUCGCGAAGGCCCCGCCCAAGUCGCGCACACUGCGCGAGAUCAAACUCGAGACGCCGAUCCGGUAUGGCACGGGCGACAAGGUCGAGAAGUGGCUGAACGCGCUGCUCUGCCUCGACGCGACGGUCGCGCCGAAGAGCGCGGUGCACAGCACGCCGCAUCCGUCGCAGUGCGAGCUGUUCUACGUGUCGCGCGACACGCUGUUUAGCUAUCACCCCGCGUCGGAGGUGUUCCUGCAGCGCAUGAUGGCGCUGUACGUCGCGAGUCACUAUAAGAACCAGCCGAACGACUUGCAGUUACUGAGCGACGCACCUGCGCACCACUUGUUUGUGUUGUUGCCGCCGAUUAAGGACGAUGAGAGCACACUUCCGGAGCCACUCGUCGUGCUGCAGGUCGCGCUGGAGGGCAACAUCAGCAAGCAGGCGAUUCUGGACGGGCUGAGCCGAGGCUACAGAGCGGGCGGAGACAUGAUUCCUUGGUUGAUUUCUCAACAAUUCCAGGAGAACAAGUUUGCGCUGCUCUCUGGAGCACGAAUAGUUCGUAUUGCGACACAUCCGGACUAUGCCAAUAUGGGCUACGGAGCACGCGCACUGCAGGCUCUGAACUCAUUCUAUAGCGGGGAGUACUUCAAUCUCGACGAAACCGCUCAGCUGGAACCAUCCUACCCUGACCCCGCUGCGAUCGACGAAUCUACAAAUCUCCUGACGGACAAGCCAACUAUCCGAUCGGCGACAGCAAUGCCACCACUGCUCCAGCGCCUUACUGAGCGGAAACCUGAGACAAUCGACUACCUCGGUGUGUCUUACGGUCUCACGCCGCAGCUUCUCAGAUUCUGGAAGCGUGCGGGAUAUGUCCCGUUGUAUGUUCGACAGACGACGAGCGAGCUUACAGGGGAGCACACGUGUGUCAUGGCGCGGGGCCUGAACACGUCGAUGAAUAGCGAACUCGAGUGGCUCGGAGAGUUCGCCAAAGACUUCCGGAGACGAUUCCUGUCGUUGCUAUCGUUCAAGUUCAGGGAAUUCGGCAGUGUCACGGCUUUGAGCAUCUUGGAAGCCGCGAACAAUGGAGUCAAGAAGCUGGGUUCAGAGCGUACGAAAGAGCUGACAAACCGGGAGUUGUCCUUCAUCCUGUCGCCCUUCGACCUCAAACGCUUGGAAUCAUAUGCCAACAACAUGCUUGACUACCAUGUUAUCUUGGAUUUGCUGCCAACUGUCGCUUCUCUGUACUUCGAGAAGCGGCUAGUCGAGGAUGUCCACCUCAGCGCCGUGCAAAGCUCAAUAUUACUUGCAUUGGGUGCGCAACGCAAGACGGUUGAGGAGGUUGAGUCCGAGCUGCAGCUUCCGGUUUCUCAGGUCCUAGCGCUCUUCGUUAAGAUUGUUAAGAAGAUCAGCAAACGGCUGCACGACAUUCAGCGACAAGCCAUCAGUGCCGAGAUGCCAGAGGAGCCCGCGGCAUCUCGUAUUGACGGGGACGCCAGUGCGACAAACUGGAAGCCCGUUGAGACGAGCAUUACGGACGAGCUGAAGGAUGCUGGCGACGAGGUGACGAAGUCGCUGCGGGAAAAGCAACGGCAAAUGAUUGACUCGCUCGAUUUGAGCAAGUACGCCAUUGACGACUCCUCAGCAAAUUGGAGCGUGGCUGAGGCGCAGGUAGCCAAGCUCGCGAACGGUGAAGGCGGUGGCAAAUCUACCGUCGUCAGUGUCAAAACCGCUGUGACCGGCCAGAAGAGGAAGGCGGACGUUGGCGAGGAGAAGCCAAUGAAAGACAAGAAGGGGGCACGGAGGAGUAUAAAGAAGGCGAAGCGGUAGGAAUGAGUGCGUAUCUAUUGUCUUUUUGCUCUAGUCGGGUACAUUGCUGUCUCUUUACAUGCAUUGUUAUAUUUCAACAGUCGCAGAUGAUGCUCGAGGUUUUUUUUCUUUUUAGA
Molecule: messenger RNA, 3368 nt
Organism: Fomitopsis serialis
Lineage: Eukaryota; Fungi; Basidiomycota; Agaricomycetes; Polyporales; Fomitopsidaceae
Product: GNAT acetyltransferase 2-domain-containing protein
Exons: 11
Coding region: 118-3252 (1044 amino acids)
Biological process (GO): rRNA acetylation involved in maturation of SSU-rRNA
Cellular component (GO): nucleolus; 90S preribosome
Molecular function (GO): 18S rRNA cytidine N-acetyltransferase activity; ATP binding; tRNA binding
Source: RefSeq, a predicted model, not a curated record